AUGAGAGAAAGUUUUUUUAGUUGUGUAAUCUAUUACGGUCCAAACCGAGAUGCUGGUCAUAAUUCAUGUGAAAUUCCACUCGACUGUAUUCAUCCGAACCCAGGACCUGUGAAGAACCCAUGUGUACUCUGCGAAAGAGCAAUAAUUGCAAAAAACCAUAAGUUUAUUUGCUGCGAAGAUUGUCGACUCAAAUUUCACAUUAAAUGUGCUGGAAUUACAGUCAAGAAAUAUUUGCUCAUGGUUUCUGGCAACAAAAGUUGGACCUGUCAACCAUGUUAUUUGAAAUUUAUGCAGGAACUUCUAUUUCACUCCACAUUAUUGAACUCUUCGCAGGCAAAAAAUUUAAAUCUGUCUGCUGUUUCUGAUGUAUCAGAACAAGUGGCGGAUGAACGAGAAGACUUUUCAUUUUUAAGGAAGGAGUAUUGCAAGGAAUUUAUCAUCACUUCUUACAAUAUUGUUUAUUGUUUAUUGUUUAUUGUUUUGUUUGCCAAAAAUUAUACAAAUCAAAUAAAAUCUAAUUACCUAAACUCUCAUGGCGAGGAAGCCCAAGAGAAGCCACCGGGCUUAUAAGGAAUGGGCUCCCUCAGUUAGAUAAUUAGAACAAAAUAUUAUCAUAAUUACACACGGGAAAAUCAAUGGCAGAGCUACAGUAAAUCUUAAAAUAAGUAUAUUAGAUAGUCGUACUAAUCAUAGUUCUAGGCUAAAAAAAGCGAAAUGACAAAAAGAAAAAAAACAAAAACAAAACAAAACAAAAGAAAAUAAAAGAGCAAAGGAAGAAAAAAAAAAUACAUAUAUAUAUAUAAAUUACUAUUUAUGAUAAGAGGAAUUGCUUUCAGCUUACAGCAAAAGGAAGCGGUACUUGUUGCAUUUCGAAUUUCAAAACUAAGAGAGUUAAAAAAUUUAGGACCUUGGAAACUGAUGGAGAACUUUCUUAUAUUAGUCCUGCAUUGUGGUAAUUAAAAAUGCUCCGAACUUCUAGUGCCAUAAGAAUGCACCUGGCGUGUCACCAGAAACAUGUUAUUGAAGCUAGCAAGCUAGCGAGUAUUAUAGUUUUCCUAGUCAUGUUUUUAGUAUGUGGCUUUUUAGUCAGUCUUAGCUUUUUAUAUUUUAUGUUUUUAAUACCAAAUUUUUUAUAUGUAUCUAUUUAUUGACUUGUUUUUAAAAUUGAAUAAUAUUAUAUAGUUGUAAUUAUUAUAGAUUUUAUUAUUAUAUUAUAGAUUUUAUUUAUUAUUGUAGAUUUUAUUUAUACAUGUUCGUAUUUUGAACGAGUUUUUUAGCUCUUUGACGCAACGUAUUAAAAUAAAUGAUUGAUUGAUCGAUUGAUUGAUAUAAACAGUCUGUAAAGCAAAUUUGUAGAGGUUAAGGAAUGGCUCGAUCAGCGAGUGUUCGAUGUAUUUAACAAUUAA
Porites evermanni is the source of this 1406-nucleotide messenger RNA. The record is from the annotation of a GenBank genome assembly. NCBI's taxonomy places the organism in Eukaryota, Metazoa, Cnidaria, Anthozoa, Scleractinia, Poritidae.